Branchiostoma floridae (Florida lancelet) is the source of this 1332-nucleotide messenger RNA. Its product is annotated as C-type lectin BfL-2-like. The transcript has 3 exons. The record is from RefSeq and is a predicted model, not a curated record. Lineage: Eukaryota; Metazoa; Chordata; Leptocardii; Amphioxiformes; Branchiostomatidae. The coding region runs from base 5 to 655 and encodes 216 amino acids.
CGACAUGUCCACUACUGUUGACGCCUUGAAGCGCGACCAAGACGACAUACGCCAACUGUUCACCACGGUUGACGCCUUGAAGCGCGACCAAGACGACAUGUCCACCACUGUUGACGCUUUUAAGUACGACCGAGACGAAAUGACCAACACUGUUGACGCCUUGAAGCGUGACCUGGACAGCGAGCGCAGCCGAACCGCCGCCUUGGAGCAGCGUCUUGACGCGAUGAUUAAUACAAAGUCACCAGCAUCUUGUCCUAAACGUUACGCAGUGUUCCGUGGGAUCUGCUACGAUGCCUUCGACACACCAAAGAACUUUAGCGAUGCGGCCGCGGCCUGUGGUGAAGACGGCGGCACCCUCGCCAUGCCCGAGACGCUGGGACCAACGCCUUCCUGGUCUCCUACCGAUACCAAUACCGUGAGCGACGGGGAGUCCUCCUGGAUCGGCCUGCACGAUCGGCGCGAAGAGGGAAGCUUUGAGUGGGUGGAUGGUUCUGCACUUGGGACCUACAACAACUGGGGUCCGGGAGAACCAAACAAUUCGGGAGGCAAAGAAGAUUGUAUUUCUUACUGCGUACCCUGGACAGGUACAUGGAACGACGCACCAUGCGACUCGCUGUUGCACUACAUAUGCCAGGUUGUUCCAGGACGUCCGUAGGCGACAGGCGAAAACUCUGGCCACCACUGUCCAGCUGCUCUCCGACCACCCGCAGGAAAACUGACCGGCAGAACGUGAAACCUGGAAUUUUAGCAACAGAGAAAACCAGCAAAUUGUCAAACCUGGGAUAAUAAUAACAGAGGAAAUCAGCACGUGGUUCUCUGAACCUGUUUCAAAUUCGAGUAGAAAACUAAAAGAAGAAAAUAUGAAUUGGCACCAAAGCAAUGGAUCACCUAUUGUAUAAUCGUGGACGGGCCUUAGUUUUCAUAUUUAUAUAUAUAUAUAUGUGGUUUACAUAAUGUUUUCGCAUUAGCCGGGAGUUCAUUUACAUGAAGAACGCUCUAGAAAGAAAAAAGCUUCUUGUUUGACCGCAGCAAGUGUGCUGCCUGUUUCUUGUGCGUUUCGUACAAAAUGCUGAACAGGCAGGACAAACAAAAUGUAAGCACAACUUCACUAAUAGUACUAAUACGUAGCCUCACUGUUUUCACAAUAUACUGAAUUCCUUUUCUUGUAGUAAACGUACGAAAAAAGUACAAUGCCAGAACUGCAAGUAGUGAUGGAAUUUUCUUUAUAACAAGCCUGAACCAAGUCAUAGAGAUUUUCUUGCUGUUCUUCUAAAUUUGUAGACUGUGCUCAUUUGAGCCUGGACCACUUAAGAAGCCACAUUAAUCAAAUAU